CGGAUCAGUCGAAGUCCAAACGUUGCGAGCUGCACACCGCAUCCAAAUUCUAUUAGCCAGGCAAAGAACGUUCACGCGAGUCGAACUAUUUAUUAUAGUUCGCUCCACGAGUAGUUCAAAGAGCAACAGAUCGCGAGAGCAGCUGAUUGAGAGAGCGAGAGAGAGCGGGAGAGACAACUCGCUAGAGUAUCUGUCGUAUGUCGUAUACACAAAAAACAAACACACUGGAACUGGUUGAAGAAUUGAAGAAGAGGCAAGAGGCAAUUGAAGAAGAGGCAAAAGAUUCGAUGAGCAGUGAUAAAGUGCGGCGUCGCGUUCUAACGCCUACGUCGGAUACCAGUAACACAGAUCCAUUGUUGCGACAUGGUGAACUGCAGCUGGAUGAUAAGCAACCGAAUGGCUGCGAACGCGUCUUUAUCAGCGAAGACAAGAUAAAAUGGUAUUGGGCGCCGGCUUUUAUUGGCUUCUGGCUGCUCAUUUAUUGUUCCAUAUCCAUACCUGCCUCGAAUCACCUGCCACGCCCUCUCACCAUUAAGGAUGAGGCCAAGUAUCCGGAACGUUUCAUUGCUGAGCGCGCGGAGAACAAUCUUCAAAGUUUGGUGGCACUCGGACCACGUGUAGUGGGCAGUCGGGCCAAUGAGCUGGACACCGUCAGUUUGCUCAACACCAGAAUGCGCACGCUACGCGCUGAGGUAGGCGCUCUACAUGACAUUGAGAUUGACAGGCAGGUUGCCUCAGGCAGCUACAUCCACUGGGAGGCCGUGAACAUGUAUCAGAGCAUUCAGAACAUUGUGGUCAAGAUCAGUCCCAAGGGCUCGAAUAGCAGUACUUAUUUGCUGGUCAAUAGUCACUUCGAUACGGUACCAGCAGGUCCGGGUGCUGGCGAUGAUGGCUCCAUGGUGGCCACCAUGAUGGAGACCAUACGUGUGCUCUCCAAAUCAAAGCAGGCACUUAAGCAUCCGGUGGUGUUUUUGUUCAACGGUGCCGAGGAGAAUCCGCUGCAGGCAUCGCACGCCUUCAUCACCCAACACAAGUGGGCCAAAAACUGCAAAGCACUGAUCAACUUGGAUUCGGCUGGCAAUGGAGGUCGCGAGAUUCUCUUUCAAUCUGGUCCCAAUCAUCCGUGGCUGAUGAAGAGUUAUCGUCGUGCCAUCAAGCAUCCCUAUGCCUCGACUUUGGCCGAGGAGAUGUUCCAGCACAACUUUAUUCCCUCCGACACCGAUUUCCGUAUCUUUCGCGAUCACGGCGCUGUGCCCGGCCUGGACAUGGCUUAUCAGUACAAUGGCUAUGUGUAUCACACUAGCUUCGAUCGUGCUGAGAUCUUUCCACGCGGCAGCUUCCAGAACACUGGCGAUAAUCUUCUAUCGUUGAUACGCGAGAUUUCCAGUGCACCCGAGUUGGAGGACACCUCGAAACACGCUGAGGGACACACUGUCUAUUAUGAUGUGAUGGGCUGGUUCUUGGUCUUCUACACGGAAACCGAAGGCAUCAUUCUCAAUGUUGUGGUGUCCAUUGCAGCGAUUGUUGCCUGCGGCUUGGCCAUCAAGCUGAUGUCCGUCAAUACGGGCAUCAAGCUGGAGAAGCUGCUCAAGCACACACUGCACACCUUUACGGCGCAGAUCUUGGCCGUGGUUGCAGGUGCCGCCUUGACGCUUAUCAUUGCGGUCUUCAUGGAUCUGAUACACUUGCCAUUGUCGUGGUUCACACACAACUGGCUGAUGCUUGGACUGUAUUUCUGUCCCUUCUUCGUUGGCUUGGGAAUGGUGCCAGCCUUUUACUUCCAAUACACCAAAAAUCCUCGUUUCCCGAUUGGACAACGCGUUCAGCUGCUGUUGCACUGCCAUUGCUUGUUCCUGGCCCUGCUCACCCUUGUGCUGACUAUUUGCAGCAUUCGCUCUGCCUUUGUGCUCAUGCUCACCUGCCUCUUCUACACUGUCGGUGUUGUCUUCAACAUCUCCACCGGUCUGCACAAUCGCAAUGUUGCCUGGGUCAUUCCACACAUCGUGUGUUAUGUGCCGCCUUUCAUCUUCUUCGCUUACUUCUCGCACGGAUUCAUCGUCACUUUUAUUCCCAUGCUGGGACGAUUUGGUGAUAGCGCCAAUCCUGAAUUGAUUUUAGCCGUCUUCAGUGUCGCCAUUGGUCUGCUGACCAGCGGAUUUUUGGUGCCCAUGCUGAACAUGUUCCGCAAGUCGAAGACCAUCAUCUGCUCCCUGCUGGCCAUCACUUUGCUGUGCAUCAUUCUGGCCGCAACACCACUCGGAUUCCCCUACAGACCGGAGACCAGUGUGCAGCGUUUCUCAGUGCUACACGCCAAGCGCACCUUCCACGAUACCCACAACAAUGUUCGUCGUACGGACUCUGGUUACUUCAUCAUGCCACAGGACAGACGUACAUACUCCGUCAAGAAUAAGGUUGUCAACAUGACACUGGCUAAAAGUGUCAAGGACGAUUGCCAAAAGGAAAUGCUCUGCGGUCUGCCGCUCUACAACAUGCGUUGGCAUAAGACGAGAGCGCGCGGCUUAUGGAUCAAUGCAUCGGAGCCCGUGCUGGGCACAGAGCCUGUGGUUAAAUUGGUAACCAAAAAGCAGCUGACAACUACAAGAAUGCGCUACGAGAUGCAGCUGACGGGUCCCAAUCAUAUGGGAUUGUAUUUCCAGCCACUUAAUGGUUCUCGGAUUGAUGACUGGUCCUUCCAUCAAGCACCAUUGCGUCUAGGCUAUAAGCCACCAUAUUACAUAUACUUCUCGUAUGGCGCCAGUAGCGCCGCUUUGGACUUCUGGCUUGAAGUUGAGAAACCAAGUGGAGAUUGGAACACACCCACGUUAGAACUGGGCGUCAGUGGUUUUUGGAUACAUCACAAGGAACUUCUUACAUCGGAUUUCACAAAGUUCGUCAACAGUUUCCCCAACUAUGUUGAUGUUGCGCCUUGGCCAGCGUCUUAUGAGACUUGGUUCUAUUAAUUAUACUAAUGUAAUAUUAAUCACAAAUAAAUAAACACAAAUUUUUCUACAA
Drosophila albomicans is the source of this 3012-nucleotide messenger RNA. RefSeq names its product endoplasmic reticulum metallopeptidase 1. NCBI's taxonomy places the organism in Eukaryota, Metazoa, Arthropoda, Insecta, Diptera, Drosophilidae. The record is from RefSeq and is a predicted model, not a curated record. Gene Ontology annotation, biological process: proteolysis. The transcript is spliced from 9 exons. Gene Ontology annotation, molecular function: metalloexopeptidase activity. The coding region runs from base 198 to 2960 and encodes 920 amino acids.